AUGGAUAAUGGUCAGUUGGGUGGUGUUGUUUUCCUUGAUAUUAGAAAAGCUUUUGAUUCUAUUGAUCAUACAAUCUUAUUGCAAAAGAUGAAUGAUCAAUUUGGAAUAAAAAAUGUGGAACUGGAUUGGUUUAAGUCCUAUCUAACUAAUAGAGAGCAAGCAUGCAUUGUCAACGGUGCAAUGUCAUCACCUAAAACGAUUGUGUGCGGAGUUCCGCAGGGAUCAAUUCUUGGUCCCUUGCUGUUUUUAUUAUAUAUUAAUGAUUUACCCGAAUGCCUCGAAAAAACUUCGCCACACCUAUACGCUGAUGAUACUCAAAUUUAUACUUCUGCCAAAACUAUUGAGGAACUUACUGAAAAUCUAAAUAAUGACCUGAAAAAAGUCGGUGAGUGGCUUGCUCGAAAUAAACUGCAACACCACCCAACUAAGACCAAAUUAAUGUAUAUCGGUUCAAAGUAUAAUACUGAUACUAUGACUUAUUAUUAUUAUUAUUAUUAUUAUUAUUGUAUUAUUAUUAUUAUUAAUAAUCAAUUGAUAAAAUUACAUAUCAAGUGUUACAAUUUAAAUUAUUUUAAAAUAUAUUACAAGUUUUUAACAUUAAAAAAAAUUUUUUAGGUUAUAUUAGAGUUGCAAAGCUAAAUUAUAUCUAAAAAUACAUCUAUUGAUAAAACUAUUUUUAAAACGCUCGGUAGAAAUCUUUGGCCACUGUGCCUCUUGUGUUCUAAGUUUUACUGUAUAUUCUUUAAUUUUUGGACAAAUUUCUCUUAACGGAUGAUUGUUUUGUUUACACAGCUUUUCAAACAGCUUUCUAUCUGUCUGCUCUAACAGUAUAUUAAUAUCUAUUUGUUCUGAUGUGUAUCUUCUUUUAUAACAACGAGUUAAGAAGUUUUGAAUAGUUGUUAACUCCGGUGGUGAUGCAGCAAUUACUGAUAAGCCAUAGGUGAGUUGUGACAGGACCAGUGACCUAAAAAGAAGAUCUAAUUCGUCUUGACUAUAUCCUUCAUUCCUCAGCUUUCGAAUUACAAACAAGCAUUUAUUUGCUUUCACCAACUUUUUCUUAACACAUUUCUCAAAUCUGCUUGUCAUUUCAAAGGUUAGCCCCAGUAUUUCAAGACUAGAGUGCCGUUCAAAACCAUCAAUUGGUCAUACACAAUCCUCUGAUCGUCCUUUCUUUAAUAUAAUCAUUUCUUUACAUUUACCCUCAUUUAAAGGUAAAGAGUUUGAUUCGGACCAGUCCUUAAAUUCAUCUAUGGCUUUAGAACUACAAUCUUGG
Messenger RNA from Paramuricea clavata, 1273 nucleotides. The record is from the annotation of a GenBank genome assembly. Lineage: Eukaryota; Metazoa; Cnidaria; Anthozoa; Malacalcyonacea; Plexauridae.